GGAAUUCUUGGAACUCUUAGCUCCCUCGUGCAGGCAAUCAAAUCACGUCUUGCCAUUGCUAUAUUUUUGUCGCCAUCCUUUGCGGAAAAAAACGCGACACACUAAACUAAAGUCGCACCGCAUAAACCAAAACAGCAGACAACAACGGACAAUGCUAGCAACCAUUUUGCCAGGCCUUUUGCUAUCAAUCCAAAUGCCCUUUCAAUCUUUGGGCAUCAACCCAACAACGGGUCAGGGUUCAUAUAUCUAUACCAAAAACUAGAUAUCAAUGCUCCAAUAUUUCCUUGCCGAUCGACGUCAAAGCCAACCAUUAGUGCUGGUUUACUGAGGUGUGGGAAGAGUUGCAGACUUAGAUGGAUUAAUUACUUGAGAGCAGACUUGAAGAGAGGAAACUUCACCAGAGAAGAGGAAGAGACAAUCAUCAACCUGCAUCGAUCCGUGGGAAAUAAGUGAGAGUCUCUCUUAUUCGCUUUUCUUUCCCCCCUUCUUUUUAUUCUCUCCAAGGCCUAAGUUUGGCUUCACUAAACAUAGUUACAAACUUGUACCAUUUCGUUAUUAACAUGUAGUUGUGCGUAAACAACGGUCCAAAGAGAAGAAAAAAAAAUCAGUUCCAACCUAACGAGUUGUUAGCACUUAGUCACUUGCUGAAUCGUGCGUAAAAAAAGAAAAAAAAAAAGGGAAACUUUAUUGAAAUGUACUUGGUACUUUAGAUGCUGAAAAGUGAAUCUACAAUAAUGGAGAAAUUUCUUGACUUCGAUACGAUUGUAACUUUGUCGUACCCUCUCCUGCCAAUUCUUGGUGGAUGGUAAUAAAGAUGAUGAUGUAGCGCAGUGGUAUGUAUGUAUGCAUGCCACGAGUACAUUCUGCUUUAUUCACUCGACAGUCAUAAUCCGUGACUCGGUACUGUUGAUGUGCGAAGUUCCACGUUUAAGAAGGCCUUUUGAGAAGCAUCAAAGUUAGUAAAACGUCGAAGAUCGCGAAACAAAAAAGUAUUGCGGACCACUAAAAAUGCUUGUUUAUUUGUGUUCCUUGUAGUAUCUUCUGCCUUUAAUGAGUUUGGUGGAAAAGAAAAUUACGGCCAAAGAAAUUAAAAUUGUAGCUGCCUCCCUUUACUUGGAAAUGAGGGCAUUAAAUUUUCUAGACCCCAGUCCCCGAACUUGAAGCCGUUGAUCUCUAUUUUUUUCCAUCUAAAAGUUGGUCGGGAAGCAGCAAAUUAAUUAUGAGCAACUAGAAUUAAUUCGAUCGUACAGUUUCUGUCUCCGUGGCUCUUGUACUAGUGUUUUUUCAUGACAUUUUAUUAAUUCAUCGUGAGAUGAGAGUUUUAGUUUUACUUCAUGGGGCGAUGCGUCGCAGGUGGUCCUUGAUAGCAAGCAAAUUACCAGGGAGAACAGAUAACGAAGUGAAGAACUACUGGAACUCUCACCUCAGUAGGAAAAUCUAUAGUUUUAGGUCCAGCGAUGGUUCCUCGGUGACCACCUUAGACAUGGUCAACAUGCCUAGCAAAUCUAAGAGAAAAGGCGGUCGGGUGAGCCGAGCGGUUGCCAAAAAGUACAGCAUGCACCCAAUCACAAAAGCUCCUCCUAUUACUACUACUACUAAUGAAACAUCAUCAUCAUCAAAGAUUAGCAGCACAAGUGGGAUUCAAGAGGCCACAACAGCAGCGCAAAAUGCACUGGUAGGUAUGGUCGAAGCCACCACACAUGGGGUACCUGAGUCCACGGCUGCAGCAGAAAAAGUUUCUGAUGACGCGGCGGUAGGUGCGGUUGAGGAGAGCGGAAAAUAUCAGUUGCAGCCAAUGGCCAAUAAUAAUUAUGAUUACGAUGAGAGCGAAGGGGGAUGCAUUAAUAGCAUGCACGAUAUUAGGUGUGGUGAUGGAGGUGAAGGAUGUGCGAGGGCAUUAUUGGUGCCCUCUCCAGAAAAGCUGGAAGGAGAAAAGGGAGUCGCGGGACCAAAUGAUGAGCUAGAUGAUGUAACUUUGCUUCUUGAAAGUGUUCUGGAGAGCGAUUUGAUGGACCUGAGCGAGAUUUCAGUGCAUACUGGGGACACAGAAAAUGAAUCAAUGUAUCCAGAAAGCGCUUCAAUUAACAAGGACAGCGACUCCGGUGCCAGCAACUCAAAUUCAGACACGGGGGAUGGCCUGUACGACUGUUUCGCACCGUUAGAUUCUUAUUUCAAUCAUACCUGGGAUGCAGAAUAUGCUGUACCAGGAUUCGGGCUUUGGGAUCAAGAAGAUGACGACGUACUAUGGCCAUGGGAGAGUUAAACCCACAAAAACAGACCAGUUGCAGUAAGUUCAACAUCAAAAUGCUUCAUCGGAGGAGAAAGGCAUAUAUCGUCAACUUUUCUUGCUGCAGCUGCUGUAAUCCCCUCUCUAAAAAGUAAUAGUCGGCUAACAUAAAAACUAGUAGUCCUGAAUAAAUUCACAAUUUUAUCUAGCAGAUUGUCGCUUUAUGGUAGGUAGCAUGUGUAGGCAAUUGAUUAUCAGCAUGUACAGUAUCAAGACAUUUGCCAAAAAUAAAUAAAAACAGCACGAGUAGAUGAGUAUUCUAACUUCCUCAAA
This is a messenger RNA of Coffea arabica (coffee), 2560 nucleotides long. RefSeq lists its product as uncharacterized. The record is from RefSeq and is a predicted model, not a curated record. NCBI's taxonomy places the organism in Eukaryota, Viridiplantae, Streptophyta, Magnoliopsida, Gentianales, Rubiaceae.